Molecule: messenger RNA, 465 nt
Organism: Lachancea fermentati
Lineage: Eukaryota; Fungi; Ascomycota; Saccharomycetes; Saccharomycetales; Saccharomycetaceae
Source: the annotation of a GenBank genome assembly
AAGUUUAGGCCUGGCGUACACAGGCCUUCCGACACAAAAUAUUUAGGGGGUUACUCGGUCCUUCUCAAUGGUGUGGUUUUUCUCAAGAGUUAGGAUAUGGCGCACAGCAUCUGCGAAGAACGAAUUGCACUUGGUACCAUUCCGGAAAGCUCGGGAAGCUUUUUAUUACUAAGAUCGCUGAGAGCUUUGAAAGUCGAAUUGAGAAGACAGUAUUAUAUUGCGAGCAGCUUGUUUAGUAUUUUCAUGAGCAAUAAUUGCGGUUUUCAUUUAGUUUUUUUAAAGGUAUAUCAUGCAAGUCUUUAAAAAGAGGAUUACGUUAUAAGAGAAUUACCGAAAGCCUAAAGGCCUUUUUUUUUCAAUCGAACUCAAAAAAGGAGCAAUUCAAGAACUUGUAAAAUGCCUCUGCAUAUAUUGCACGCCACUCCUCUUUUGGAAUUUGAGUAUCUGAUUGAGUGGGGGCCUUGA